Molecule: messenger RNA, 4037 nt
Organism: Dromiciops gliroides (monito del monte)
Lineage: Eukaryota; Metazoa; Chordata; Mammalia; Microbiotheria; Microbiotheriidae
Gene: LRATD1
Product: LRAT domain containing 1
Source: RefSeq, a predicted model, not a curated record
GCGGCGCACGGUGCGGAGCAUCCCCACAGCGCGCGGCCAGCACCCCCUGGAGCCGCCGGGGACUCGUCCGCUGCCCCCAUGGGGCCAAGGAGACUUUGAAGGAGUUUGGGGCUUGCUUCGGGAGCAGGGAAGCCACCGCUCCCCGGCAUCGGCCUGUCCUUGAUGGGAAACCAACUGGACCGGAUCACCCACCUGAGCUACAGCGAGCUGCCCACGGGCGACCCAUCGGGCAUCGAGCAGGACGAGCUGCGGGUCGGGGUCGCCUACUUCUUCUCCGAUGAGGAGGAAGACGUGGAUGAGCGAGGCCAGCCGGACAAGUACGGCGUAAAGGGGCCCCCAGGCAGUGGCGGUGGCGGGGGUGGCGGCGACGGCGACGGCGACGGCGACGGCGGGGGCAGUCCGGGCCCCGGGACGCCCACCCACCACCCGCAUCACCUGGUGCACCAGCUGGUGCUACACGAAGCCCAGUGUUCGGCCUUCCGAGGGCCCGAAUGCAUCUUCUCCAAAGGAGGCGGGGGCGCCGGCGGGGGCGCCGGGGACCUAGGGGUCUACGCCGUGACGGCCCUGCCCGCCCUCUGCCAGCCCGGAGACCUGGUGGAGCUGCUGUGGCUGCGGCCCCCAGCCGCCGCUGCAGCCGGGGAGCCCCCCGGGUCCGCGCCCCCCCCGCCCCCGCCCCCGCCCCCGCACUGGGCGGUCUACGUGGGCGGCGGUCAGGUCAUUCACCUGCACCGGGGCGAGAUCCGCCAGGACAGCUUGUAUGAGGCCGGCGCGGCCAACGUGGGCCGAGUGGUGAGUAACUGGUACCGCUACCGGCCUCUGGUGGCCGAGCUGGUGGUGCAGAACGCCUGCGGCCACCUGGGCCUCAAGAGCCCCGACGUGUGCUGGACCAACUCGGAGAGCUUCGCCGCCUGGUGCCGCUUCGGCAAGCGCGAGUUCAAGGCUGGCGGCGAACUGCCCGCGGGCAGCCAGCCCCCGCAGCUGCAGUACUAUCUCAAGGUGCACCUGGGCGACGGCAAGGUGCACACGGCCAGGUUCCACAGUCUAGAGGACCUCAUCCGCGAGAAACGGCGUCUGGACGCCAGCGGCACGCUUCGGGUCAUCAAAGAGCUGGCUGCCCUGGUAGAUGGCAAAGAGUAGCCCGGGACCCGCCGCUGCCUCUCCCCGGCCUCUCCCUCCCUCCCUUUCCCUUCUCCCUUUCCUCACCUAUUCUCCUCCUUCCCCUUCCCUCGUUCACCUUUCCAAAUCGGUGGAAAACUUCUCUAUGUAACUCAAACCGACCCCUCCCUAACCUAAACAGGCCCAUAGCCCCCACUUGCUGGCACUGAGUUCCCCACGCAUGGCUGGGGAUGGGCAAUCAUGGGGUCCUGUUCCUCAGACAUUUAAAAUCGCUGAGGUAGGAGCCAUCUGGAGGAGGAGGGAGGAAGAGCUGAGGGUCUCCCGCUUGCCACUGAAGCCGCCGCCCUGGCCUUGGGGAGGGAAAUCCUCUCCCCAGUGUAGGGACCGGUAUCAUGUGGGGAGGGUGAGAUGUCAAGGCUCCAGUCGGAGGCCCCUGGCAUUUGGGGGAAUAAGGAUGAAAAGUCCCUGAGUAAAACAGGCUGUUCCCCCACGGUUCCCUUUUCCAAGUGGAGACUGUGCUCCCUUGGCCUGGGGAACACUGCCCAUACUGAGAUGGGGGGGGGGGGGGGAUCUGAGAGGGCCCAAGAACCUCAGAUUGCCAGCCUUUCUUCUGGAUCUCAGUGUCCUGGGAUUUGUAGGUUUUUUUGAAAAAGAAAUAAAUGACAGCACUCUCCUGAGCUCCUGUGAAUAAUCCCACAGGAACUCACUUGAAGACCCAGAUGAAGUGCAAUCCAGGGUAUUCUAACUUUGCCCUGGCCCUCUGGCCUCAGAUCUCUUUGGCUUCUGGAGAGUGCUGGCUUCCCAGACAGCUGUCACAGCUUCCUGCAUAGGUGUCAUCCACCCCCAGAAUUCCUGUGGGCUUCAGGUGGUUGUGGUGGUGCUCAGCUGGUGGCUGUGAACUGAGGAGGUUGCCCCACCUACCUCCCCCCAGGGCCUGAGCAGAGGCAGCCAGGUAGGCAAGAUCCUGGCCCCUCCCCUGCCCCCAGGAAAGGGAGAGGGUGACCCCUCCUGGCAAACCUUAUAAGAGCAGCUAGAUCCCCUCCCUUUGGGCUGUUUCAAUCCCUGGCCCACCUGGGUAGAAGGAAAGGGAGGCAAGUAGCAAUUGCCCAGGAUUGCCCAGGCAGCAGACAGGAAACCAGCAUAUCAUAACUGGGUGACUUGGUUUGACUUUGCUAAAAUGUCUGAGUCAUUGGGACAAUGGGCAAAGUUUACAGGAGAAAAGAAAAGAAAACACAGCCAGAACAAUUUUCCAAUUAUGUCAACAAAGUCAAUCAUGUUGAUGUUUUCUUGAAACAUUUUAGGGACCUGCUAAUAAAAUUUCAAAUUGAAAUUUGUUCUUUUCAUGGCUUGAAUCCAUGAUGGUUUAAAUAACUAGGGGCCGUAAAGAGCGAAUUGGUAGCUAAGAACUUAGCUAACAUUGCCUUUCACCCGAUUUUGUUCUCAACUCUUCUGAGAAUUGUUUUUGGAAUACUGUCCUUUUAUUUUUGUCUUUUGAAGGCAGCCCCAGGAUAGGUGAAGUCUCUAAUCAGCGAAUAGAUUGGACUGAAUUUCUCUCAGUUCCAGAGUUGUUUUUAAAUUAGCUUUUGGGAAAUGGCUAAUAGAUUUCUCUUUCCUUCUUUUGUUUUGUUUGUCAUGUGCCCCCUCUCAUUCUUCUGGUAGCCUAGUUCCACUUCUUAAUUUCCUCUUUUUAUCACCCCCCCCCCAUGAAUCAAGAGUGGGGCAAAGUUUCUGCUCAGCAGCAUCACUGCCCUCUCAAAGAGAAAAAGACAGAUACUGAGAGAUUGAGAGAGAGAGAGAAAGAGAAAGAGACCGAGACCCAGACAAAGAUGGCCACAGAGAGACAGAAGGGAGAACAGCAAGUGGGCUGGGGCCAGGUCUUGUUCCAGGAAUCCAGGUGGGGUGUGGGUUUGCAGCUUCCCCCCACUGUCCCUGCACCACCAGUCAGACUGGCUCUGACUCACACAGUACAAGAAACACCCCCAGCCUCUCCUGCCCUCACCAAAGAAUCUGUCACCAAAAUAGAGCUGGGGUGUGUUGGACCAAUUGUCUCAGGCGAUGACAAAUCAGAUUGACAGCUUUGAUCUGGCCAGGAAGCAAACAGCCAGCCUGUUGGCCUGGGCUCUUUGACCCCAGAAGGCAUUUGAUAGAUGUUUGAAUUGCAAAUUUCAAGGGGGGAAUAAACUGAGGGAUGCUGAGGAUGGGAAAGUCUUCAUUCUGGAUGUUCAUUUUUGUUCAUCUUUUUUUCCUCUAUCAGUUUCCCUCCUGCGUUUAUCUCUUGUCUAAUCCUAAUUCUCAGGAUUAAAAAAUCAGAACAUCUUGAUAGAUGUUCUUUGUUGUCCUGGUGUUUACCAUUUCCGUGGGUGAGGUCAUUUCUAAAACUGUGGAAAGUGCAUAUCCCUUAAAGAAAAAAAAGAGGGGAAAACCCCCCCAAAACCCCAACAACAACAUUCAUAAUGACUAACUUCAUUUUUGCCAUCUGCUGCCCCCAAAGAUUCAUUGUGUCUUAGCCACUGCCAGACCCUUUUUCUAGUACUAGGAUGGCUUGUGCUAAGGCCUCACUCCUCUUACUGGACAUUUGUUUCACCCUUGCUGAUAUUUGAUAUCUGUGUCUUGGCUCCCUACUUUAUUAAAUACCAUCUAACAUAUUUGUCCCUAAGGCUGCCUCCUUCUUAGUUUCCUCAUCUUUGACUUUUACCCUCUUCCCUACACUCAGAGGACAGGGGUCCAUGGGAGCCCCAACUCAUGAAAGAGUCAACCUCUCUUUGGCUAUUGACAUGGGGUUUUGUUUCUGCUAAGGGCCUGAUCUCUUGACCCAAUGAUUUCCAAUGGAGGAGCCCAGACUGGGGUAUGGGGAGUGGGGGAAUUCUCCAUGGUUUCAGAUUUGCUGAUAGUAGGUUGGUAAUAAAGAUGUUGGUUUGUCA